Molecule: messenger RNA, 1686 nt
Organism: Eubalaena glacialis (North Atlantic right whale)
Lineage: Eukaryota; Metazoa; Chordata; Mammalia; Artiodactyla; Balaenidae
Gene: ZNF558
Product: zinc finger protein 558
Exons: 10
Coding region: 341-1636 (431 amino acids)
Biological process (GO): negative regulation of transcription by RNA polymerase II
Molecular function (GO): DNA-binding transcription repressor activity, RNA polymerase II-specific
Source: RefSeq, a predicted model, not a curated record
AGGAAGGAGUCGCGGGGCGGCUCACUGCGCUGUGUGUAAAGUUUUCUCCGCGGGGGACUGGGUUCACGUGACAAGUUAUCUCUGGAGUUCAAGUUUGAGUUGAAACCAGCCUCAAAUUUCACCUGUCCUCACUAACCCGUGGAUUUCUGUGUGACCAGGUCAGCCCUGAUUCAGUGUGGCUGUGAAUACCAGGAAGCUUGGAUCAUUCAAGCUAUUCGGGAAGCUGAUAACCAUAGAGGGAAAAGAGCCCUGUCCUGAGUGCACUGCGGGGAUAAGAGGAGGAGCGUCCUCGUUCUUCUGCUCCCUGUUGCCCAGGAAAACUUACUGUCUGAAGCACAGGAUGGCCACCAUGGUUCUGUCCCCCACGUGUGCUCAGUCUUCCCCGUACCCAGCCUCUCACCAGAAAGGAUGCACAGAGGAGGAAGGGUUGGCUAAUGGCUUCCUGACACACUGGUUACAGGCCUAUGCUCAUCCUUUGAGAUUGAAGGGAAUUCGAUUGCAGGAUGUCACAGUCUCACUGGAAAAGAAAAUCACCUGUGUGUUAGAGGACUUGGUGACUUUCGAGGAUGUGACUGUGGAGUUCACCCAGGAAGAGUGGGCACUGCUGGACCCUUCUCAGCGAACACUGUACAGAGAUGUGAUGCUGGAGAACUGCAGGAACCUGGCUUCACUUGGGUAUCACGUUGAUAAACCCAGUCUGAUCUCCCAGUUGGAGCAAGAAGACAAGGUGAUGACAGAGGAAAGAGGAAUUCUUCCAGGCACCUGUCCAGAUUUGGAGACGGUACUUAAAGCAAAAUGGUUAACUCCUAAGAAGCAUGUUUUUAGAAAAGAACAUUCUAAUGGUGUAAAAGUGGAGAGAAGUCAUCUGGGAGUGAAACUCAAUGAAUGUAAUCAGUGUUUUAAAGUCUUCAGCACAAAAUCUAACCUUACUCAGCACAAAAGAAUUCAUACUGGAGAAAAACCCUAUGACUGUAAUCAGUGUGGCAAAUCCUUCAGCAGUAGAUCCUACCUCACUAUUCAUAAGAGAAUACAUAAUGGGGAGAAGCCCUAUGGAUGCAAUGACUGUGGGAAAGCCUUCAAUGAUCCUUCCUCCCUCAGACUGCAUGUGAGAAUCCACACUGGAGAAAAACCCUACGAAUGUAACCAGUGUUUUCAUGUCUUCCGUACUAGUUGUAACCUCAAAAGCCACAAGAGAAUUCAUACGAGGGAGAAUCACCAUGAAUGUAAUCAGUGUGGCAAGGCCUUCAGCACGAGGUCCUCCCUUACUGGGCACAACAGUAUUCAUACAGGAGAGAAACCUUAUGAGUGCAGUGAUUGUGGGAAAACCUUUAGGAAGAGCUCAUAUCUCACACAGCAUAUGAGAACUCAUACUGGAGAAAAACCCUAUGAGUGUAAUCAGUGUGGAAAAUCCUUUAGCAGUAGCUUUUCUCUUACUGUGCACAAGAGAAUUCAUACCGGUGAGAAACCCUAUGAAUGCAGUAACUGUGGGAAAGCCUUUAAUAAUCUUUCAGCUGUUAAGAAACAUGUAAGAACUCACACUGGAGAAAAACCCUAUGAAUGUAAUCAUUGUGGGAAAUCUUUCACCACUAACUCUUACCUUUCUGUGCACAAGAGAAUCCAUAAUAGGUGGAUAUGACUACAAUAACUGGGAAAACAUUCACUGAUUUCUUAUCUCUCAGACAACUU